AUGGAGCUUGAAAGAGGAGGGCUUUUGGGGCGUUAUGUCGAGGAGGAGAAGAUGGAAGCUAGAAUGGAAGUAAAUAAAGAGUUAGAUGGUUCAUGUGACAUGGAAGAAGGUGAGAUAAGGUAUGUUGAUGGAGAGAAAAUGCUUGGUGGGAAUGAUAAUGAUGUGAAGUGUUUGUGGAGGAACAGAAGGAUGAAGAAGAAGAUGGAUACAAGAUUGUCAAGUAGAAUGGUGUUGAUGAAAAUGCAGAGGAUGCUAAUUGAACUGAAAACAGCCCCGGCUGAUUAUCGAUUUCCUACAACAAAUCAAACUAGACACUGUUUCACCCGCUACAUUGAAUUUCAUAGGUGUGUGGCAGCUAAGGGUGACGAAGUUAAUGAAUGUGAACGUUUUGCAAAAUAUUACCGUUCCCUUUGCCCCUCUGAGUGGGUGGAGAGGUGGAAUGAGCAGAGGGAGAAUGGAACCUUUCCAGGGCGUAGGAAUGUAUAUUUCCAAUUUCCAAAUGAGAAAAGAAUAGAACGUGAUUCUCGAAGUGCUUUGUCUCUGGGAGGAGAUGAUAUGGAUUGUGACAAUAAAUAA
Dovyalis caffra is the source of this 576-nucleotide messenger RNA. Lineage: Eukaryota; Viridiplantae; Streptophyta; Magnoliopsida; Malpighiales; Salicaceae. The record is from the annotation of a GenBank genome assembly.